Messenger RNA from Hemicordylus capensis (graceful crag lizard), 7500 nucleotides. RefSeq names its product zinc finger protein 664-like. The transcript is spliced from 4 exons. NCBI's taxonomy places the organism in Eukaryota, Metazoa, Chordata, Lepidosauria, Squamata, Cordylidae. The record is from RefSeq and is a predicted model, not a curated record. Gene Ontology annotation, molecular function: DNA-binding transcription factor activity; RNA polymerase II cis-regulatory region sequence-specific DNA binding. Gene Ontology annotation, biological process: regulation of transcription by RNA polymerase II. Bases 557 to 1897 code for a protein of 446 amino acids.
CAUUUUGGGAAAUGUAGUUCCUUAAAGAGUGCGUCCUUUGUUGUAGUCAUUCAAAGAACUACAUGUCCGACUCCCCAAAUGCACUGCUCCGGAUUUCAGGAAGGGCAGCAUUGCAAGCUAGGCGACACCUAAACUGGACACCCGUUGAGUCGCCCCGUGUGAUUUCCAUUCCUGCUGCAGAUCCACUCCAGGGUAGCCUUGCUUGGAAUGCUGAUUGAUUGGUGUCGACUUUUAGCGACCACAGAGAGAGAUUCUCGCCAGGAGGCUCUGUCUUCAGCUUGGCCUUUAAGCUCUUGGCCCUUAAGGUGCUUGGGGUGCUGCAAGGACUAAAAUCUGCAAUUGCUGCGGCCUGAAGCCCGCUGAGAAGGAACUGAAGCUCUCGCGCCUCUUCUGGGGGAAGGUGUGACCCUUGCCUUCUCCACCCUUGCGGGGGCCGGGGGCGAUCAGGAAGAAGGUCCACGAGGUGGAAUCUGGGUGUCAAAAACUUUCUUCCCUCCAGAGAGAACAAGGAGUUCUUUAGAUCUUGUUGGAGGCUGCCCUGGAGCACAGAUUGAAGAUGGGAAAGAAAGAUUCUGCUGGCCUGGAUGCAGGAAAUGGACCACAGUUGCUGGGUCCGGUGACCUUUGAGGAGGUGGCCGUGCAUUUCACGGAGGAGGAGUGGGCUCUGCUGGAUCCAGACCAAAGAGCCCUGCACAGGACAGUCAUGGAGGAGAAUUAUGAGAACGUGUCCUCUCUGGCAGGUAACGGUUGGGAGAAUGAAGGAAAGCCCCACAGAGGAUUCAAUCAGAAGAAAAGGAAUGGAUCUCCUGCUUCUCAGCAUGGUGAAUUGCAUACACUCACAAUCAAGGGUGGAAAGGAGAAGGUAGUAGAGAAAACUCUUGAUGCUUUCAACAGGAGGAGCUUCAGUUUUGAAUCCAUCCUUCAGCCUCAGGGGAAAAUGCUUACGGAAGAGAAACCAUACAAAUGCUUGGAAUGUGGGAAAAGCUUCAGCAAGAAAGGAGUUCUCAUUAAACAUGAAAGAAUCCACACAGGAGAGAAACCAUAUAAAUGCUUGGAGUGUGGAAAGGGCUUCAGUAGCAGCACGAGCCUGAUUUUACACCAAAGAAUUCACACAGGAGAGAAACCAUAUACAUGCUUGGAGUGUGGAAAGAGCUUCAGUCACAACACAACCCUAGCUUCUCACAAAAGGAUUCACACAGGGGAGAAACCAUAUAGAUGCUUGGAAUGUGGAAAGGGCUUCAGUCAAAAUGCAAAUCUCAUCUCACACCAAAGGAUUCACACAGAGGAGAAGCCAUACAAAUGCUUGGAAUGCGGGAAAAGUUUCAGUCAAAUUGCAAAUCUCUAUUUACACCAAAGGCUUCACACAGGAGAGAAACCAUAUAAAUGCUUGGAGUGUGGAAAGAGCUUCAGUCGCAGCACAAACCUGACUUCACAUCAAAUGAUUCACACAGGAGAGAAACCAUAUAUAUGCUUGGAGUGUGGAAAGAGCUUCAGUCACAACACAAGCCUGGCUUCUCACAAAAGGGUUCACACAGGGGAGAAACCAUAUACAUGCUCCGAGUGUGGAAAGAGCUUCAGUCGCAGUGAACGCCUGACUUCACACCAAAGGAUUCACACAGGGGAGAAACCAUAUACAUGCCUGGAGUGUGGAAAGAGCUUCAGUCACAGCACAAACCUGGCUUGUCACAAAAGGGUUCACACAGGGGAGAAACCAUAUACGUGCUCAGAGUGUGGAAAGAGCUUCAGUCACAGCACAAGCCUGACUUCACACCAAAGGAUUCACACAGGGGAGAAACCAUAUAGCUGUUUGGAAUGUGGAAAGAGUUUCAGUCAAAAUGCACAUCUCACUUCACACCAAAGGAUUCACACAGGAGAGAAACCAUAUAGAUGCUUGUAGUGUGGAAAGAGCUUACUACACAAGCCUGAUUUCUCAUUAGAAGCUUCAUGCUGGUGAAACCAUAUAAAUGCUUGAAGUGUUGGAAGAUCUUUGAUUGGAUGCACUUCCAUAUUCCUCACUGAAGUACCACUCUGCAUGUUGUAUAUGAAUUCCUGGGAGCUACAUUAAUCUGCUUUGGGAAAAAGACCCCAAACCACAUCCACCUUAAAAGCUUACAUCUUAUUUGUGGCAUGUGCUUCUGAGGAGUGCAUCUGACAAAAGGAGGGCCUAGCUUAUAAAGGGCAAUACUUCUCUCUUCGGUGCCAGGUCAGCACGGAAGCACGCAUCUAGUCGUCUUCUCUUAAAAAGUAGUCACAGCAUCGAUUUUACCUACUGAUGUUCACUCACUUUUAUUGUUUUUUCGGCCUCUUAUCACUUCUCUCUUUUUUAAAAGAGAAGUAAAGGGUAUGACCCCACACCCCCAGAAAGGCAGGCCUACUUUCUCUAUCACAAGGUAGCAGCAUAAUACUUUGUGUUGGUGUUUGUGUCCUUACACCAUGGUGACCAUACUGUCCUCCGACUGCUUGUCUAAGAAUCGUUUCAGCUUUAGCAGCUUCAGUUCAGAGUAAUAUUUGGACGACCUGCAGAAUAGUUUUUUGGAGGAAACCUCCCCCUACACAGCCUCAUGAGGGAAAUAUGGAGUCGUACCAGAGGCAUUGCUAGAUGCUGAAAAGAUCUGGGGCCUAGGCCCUGGUUCAGGCCCACAGCUGCUCUCCCCAUUUUGAGAAUGAACUCUUUUCAUGUCCCCUAAAGAAAUGCAAAACUCUCUUCUACUUCUCAAAACCGUUAAAAAUCAGGACCUUUUAAAAAAUAUCUGGUUUGUUUGGGGCAGUGAAAUGCUGUGGUCCUGGGAGCUUGGCUCCACUUGUGGGUUGAAAAGAGAGAGGAGGUCAAGAGGGGCAUAGCAGCAGUGGCAUAGCAAUAUUGGCAGUGGCUUGUGCUUACAUAUCUUGUUGGGCCACUGCUACCUCCACUACAGUCUCCUCCCACUAUCUGCUAUUGGCUUCUGCUCACCCAUCAGCACUGCCAUUAGCCAGUUAAGAACAUAAGAACAGCCCUGCUGGAUCAGGCCCAAGGCCCAUCUAGUCCAGCAUCCUGUUUCACACAGUGGCCCACCAGAUGCUGCUGGAAGCCUAUGGGCAGGAGUUGAGGGCAUGCCCUCUCUCCUGCCAUUAAACCCCCGCAACUGGUAUUCAGAGGCAUCCUCCCUUUGUGGCUGGAAGUGGCCUAUAGCCCUCCAACUAGUAGCCGUCGAUAGACCUCUCCUCCAUGAAGUUAUCCAAUCCCCUCUUAAAGCCAUCCAGGUUGUUGGCAGUUACCACAUCUCGUUGCAGAGAAUUCCACAAGUUGAUUAUGCACGGUGUGAAAAAGUACUUCCCUUUGUUGGUCCUAGAUUUCCUGGCAAUCAGUUUCAUGGGAUGACCCCUGGUUCUAGUCUUAUGUGAGAUGGAGAAGAAUUUCUCUCAAUCCACUUUCUUCACACCAUGCAUGAUUUCAUAGAUCUCUAUCAUGUCUCCCCUCGUUCGUCUUUUUUCUAAACUAAAAAGCCCCAGGUGUUGUAGCCUUGAUUCAUAAGGAAGGUGCUCUAGGCCCCUGGCCAUCUUGGUUGCCCUCUUCUGCACCUUUUCCAGUCCUACAAUGUCCUUUUUUUAGAUGUGGUUACCAGAAUUGUACACAGUACUCCAGGUGUGGCUGCACCAUAGUUUUGUAUAAGGGCAUGAUAAUAGUAGCACUUUUAUUUUCAAUCCUCUUCCUAAUAUUCGCUAGCAUGGAAUUGGCCUUUUUCACAGCUGCCACACAUUGAGUCGACACUUUCAAUGAGCUGUCCACAAUGACCCUAAGAUCCCUCUCCUGGUCAGUCACCGACAGCUCAGAUCCCAUCAGUGUAUACUUGAAGUUGGGGUUCUUCAUCCCAAUGUGCAUCACUUUACACUUGCCAACACUGAACUGCAUUUGCCACUUUGUCACCCACUCCCCCAGUUUGGGGAGAUCCUUUGGAGCUCCUCACAAUCAGUUUUGGAUUUCACUACCUGAAAGAGUUUGGUAUCAUCUGCAAAUUUGGCCACUUCGCUGCUUACCCCUGCUACUAGAUCAUUUAUGAAUAAAUUAAAAAGCACCGGUCCCAGUACAGAUCCCUGGGGGACCCCACUUCUUACCUCCCUCCAUUGUGAAAACUCUUCAUUUAUACUUGCCCUCUGUUUCCUGUCUUUCAACCAGUUAGCAAUCCACACAUGUACUUUUCCCCUUACCCCAUGACCGCUAAGUUUCCUCAGGAGUCUUUGAUGAGGAACUUUGUUGAAAGCUUUUUAGAAGUCCAGGUAGACUAUGUCAAAUGGAUCACCUUGAUCCACACACUUGUUGACACUCUCAAAGAACUCCAAAAGCUUUGUGAGGCAAGAUUUCCCUUUGCAAAAGCCAUGCUGGUUCACUCCCAGCAGGGCCUGUUCUUCUAGGUGCUUUACAAUUUUAUCCUUGAGGAUGCUUUCCAUCAAUUGAUGGAAAGCAUGCCUGGAACGGACGUUAAGCUAACCAGCCUGUAAUUUCUCAGAUCGCCCCUGGAUCCCUUUUUGAAAAUUGGUGUUACAUUUGCUACUUUCCAGUCCUCUGGUACAGAGCCUGAUUGCAGGGAUAAGUUAUAUAUUUUAGCAAGGAGGUCGGCAAUUUCACGUUUGAGUUCUUUGAGGACUCUUGGAUGGAUGCCAUCCGGCCCUGGCGAUUUGCUCGUUUUCAGUUUUUCCAGACAGUUUAGAACAUCAUCUCUUGUCACUUCUAUCUGACUCAGUUCUUUAGCCUCCAUCCCAGGAACAGGUAUAUGCUCAGUAUCCUCUGCCGUGAAGACGGACACAAAGAACUCAUGUCGCUUCUCUGCAACCUCCAUAUCCUACUUAAUAAUCCCUUUCACUCCCUCAUUAUCUAAUGGUCCAACCGCCUCCCUGGCAGGUUUCCUGCAGUUGCCCACCAGAGGCCUCCAGUUGCCCACUGCAGUUGCCCCCGUAGGUCUCCAUUCACUACAGUGACUGGCUGGCUUCCUUGUUCCAGCUGCAACAUGGUAUAAUGAUGUCACCACUCGGCUCCUGCUAAGAGGAGGCCAGGGGUAGGUGGUGCCAAAUGGCCUGGGGCCUGUGGCAGAUGGCAGGACCAGCAGUACCCAGCUGCCAAUAUGCAGAGCACAUAGACCUUCAUUGCUAGAUCCACCUCUGCAAAGAAAAGAAUUGGGCUGAAACCUCAGCCAGGAGAUCUACCUUUCGUUAAUCUACAAAGAGAUCCCAGAGGCAGCAUGGAGAUGAAGGACUAAGACCUUUUGGUCUCUGGGAGACGACCCUUCUUUCUCUCCCAGUGUUCGUGCUCAAAUGUUCAAGUCAGAUACUACCAUUCCAAACUGUGCUUUCUUUGGACAGUGAGAUGGUGAAGAACUGGUGGUUCUGCAAAGCCAGGCUUUGGGGGCAGGGGGAAGCCUCAGCCAGUCACUCUUAGAUUAGGGAAGGGUGUGGGCCAGCCCUUCUCUAGUGCUCAUGCUAGGCUUCUUGACUUAGGAAUUCCCAGAGUUCCUGUCCUCCUGGGAAAGAUCUUGGAGUGAUUAAUCAAAAUAAAUUAAUCAAAAAUUUUUUGAAUUUAUUCCAAACCUUUCAGUGAAUGGCCUUCAGAUGGGAAUACCUGAGAGGUGUUCUGCAUUUUCUCUGCACCACUGCAGUUUUUAAAAAGGGGGCUUUCUAAAGGCCGUGGGGGCAUGGGGGGGUCUGCAAAGGUUUCCCCUCCCCCUGCUGGCCUCUAGGGCCUCGCAGAGACAAUUUGAGCAUGUGCGGUGGCCAUUUUUAAAAGGCCGCUGAAAACAAAAUGGCCACCAUGCAUGCUCAAAUGGCCUCUGCAAGGCCUGGCAUGGCCUAGGGCCUCACAAAGGCCAUUUGUUUUCAGCAGCCAUUUAAAAAAAAAAAAAAAAUUUACAAAAUGGCGCCCCCCUUCAAGUGGCGCCUGGGGCACGUGCCAUGCCUGCUCCACCCUAGAUACGCCCCUGAAGUUCACUCUUUCUUUGCCCGGGCCCUCUGCUCAGGGUCCCCGGUGAUGGGCCUGCCAAGAUCACGCCUGGCAAUGGCCUGAUGCGGGAGUAGGGUGAUGCUGAGCUGGUCUGCACAUGAGGAAAGCCUCUUGCUUUCCAUUGGCCCAUUCUCCUGUGUCCAGGUAGUGAAGACAAGGCAGGAGUGUGUACACGUACAUACAUACAUAGUGCCCACCAGUCAUCCCAAAUGUCAUUUAGUGUCUUCUCCCCUCCUCCUACCCCUGUUUUCUCACCCAACAACUGCAUAUUAAAUCAAUAGGAAACUCCAGCUCGUGCUAAGGAACGCUAAACACAAAGCACAUUUUGAGGUCUCACUGCAGGGCAGUGUGCCUCUGCAGAGGGGCAUCAAAACUCAGCAAUCUGCAUCAAAAGAUUUCCCAGCCUUUUUGAAAAGUGUGGCUCCUCCUCUCACAAACCUGCAGCUUAGGUAGCCCAGGGAGCUGGUCUUGUGGUAGCAAGUAUGACUUGUCCCCUUAGCUGAGCACGUCUGCCCUGGUUGCAUAUGAAAGGGAGACUAGAAGUGUGAGCACUGUGAGAUAUUCCCCUUAGUGGAUGGAGCCACGCUGGGAAGAGCAUCUAGGUUCUAAGUUCCUGCCCUGGCAGCAUCUUCAAGAUAGGGUUGAGAGAGGUUCCUGCCUUGGAGAAGCCUUGGAGAAGCCACUCCCAGUCUUUGUAGACAACACUGAGCUAGCUGGACCGCUGGUCUGACUUGAUUUAAGGGCGCUUCCUAUGUCCCUAUUGUGUUCCAUAGAGAUUGUGUGUAUGCCCCAUUAAUUGCAGUACGACUGCUUAAGAGUAAUUUAUUUUGGAUGUGGCCUUUGGGCUGCGCGGUCCGGGGUGGACGAAUGCCUAGAAGUAUCCAGAUCCUCUCUUACAUAAGGGGGGGUUGGCUGUGAAGGAAUUGAGUGGGGCGUACCUGCCCAUUCCCGAGCCAGGGUGUGUCGCCCAGUAGGGUGAUGGGUAGGACUUCAGAGUUCUGACCUGCUUCUAUUGGCCCGCACUGUUCUCUAAGGGUGAUUAAUCACCUGGUGCUCUAGUCCGCCAUGCCUGUGUAAUAGUUAAUAAAGUUGUGGCCCUUUUCAUCCAUAUUAACUCUACGUGUCUUCUUGAGCUGGGGUCUGGGGACAAUGUUUAAUUCUUGUUUUAAAAUGUUUUAAAAUUGUUAAUUGUUGUGUUAUUGUUUUUAAUUUGUUUUAGCUUUUCAUUGUUUUACAAGUUUGUUUUAAUUGUAAACCGCCCUGAGACAUUUUUGGAAGGGCGGUAUAUAAAUCAAAUAAAUAAAUAAAUAAUAAAAUAAAUAGUGACUGCAUUCCUGCGGAUGUAGACCUGGGACAUUCCUAACUGUGUUUGGAGUGUUGAAUAGAAAUCUUAAUUCUCCCCCAAAUUCAAAGAUCUUUUGUUUGAAAGAAAGCAAUAAUUAGGUUUUAUGAUACAAGAUAAACCUAUAGAACUAUACCCUUAAGAUAAAUUUAUAGACUUUAUUGUAAAAAAUAAAAGAUUUGUAAACGGU